This is a messenger RNA of Zootermopsis nevadensis, 7017 nucleotides long. Lineage: Eukaryota; Metazoa; Arthropoda; Insecta; Blattodea; Termopsidae. The record is from RefSeq and is a predicted model, not a curated record.
AGUGUUUGUUUAUCUUAGGAUUAUGAUCCAGAGCUGUUUGGAAAAGCGCUUCCAUGCUUGACUGCCAUUGGUUGUGCCUUACCACCAGACUAUUCUCUUUCCAAAAAUUAUGAUGAUGAAUGGUACAGCUCAAAGACAGGAACAGAUCCUGAUGGUCCGUACAACCCACAGCCCGUAAAUACCAGCAGUGUGGUUUUGAACAAUGAUCUCAACAAUAUUGUCCAACAGUUCUCAGAACAUUAUCAUGAUGCAUGGGGCAGUAAGAAAUUGGAUAAUGGUUGGGUAUAUGGAGAGCAGUGGUCUGAUGCGAAUAAAGCUCACCCUCGCUUGAAACCAUACAGCAUGCUGAAUGACUAUGAGAAAGAGCGUUAUAAGGAGCCAGUGAGAGAGUCCUUGAAAGCCCUGCUUGCUAUUGGUUGGACUGUGGAACACUCAGAUGUUGAAGUACCAUCAAACAACAGAAAUUCCACAAGAAGAGCUUCCAAAACAAGCCCAGUUGAUAAAGCUACACCAUUUAACUACCACCCACACCCAGUGGAUAUGACUAAUCUGACACUAAGCAGAGAAAUGCAGAACAUGGCUGAGAGGCUGGCGGAAAAUGCUCAUGACAUCUGGGCAAAGAAGGAAAAAGAGGAGCUGACAACUUGUGGAGGGGCCGUCAGUCCACAGUUGGUGCCGUAUGAUUUACUGACUGACAAGGAGAAGAAAAAGGACAGAGAGCGUUCACAGGAAUUUCUGAAGUACCUGCAGUACCAAGGCUAUAAGUUACAUAGGCCAAUCCGUGGUGGUGGAACUGAAUCAGAGCAGGCUGCUGCAGGAGCUUCUGUAGAAUUGAGGUUUGCUUACAGCCUGCUUGAGAAACUUAUUCAGUACCUGGACACGGCUUCCAUCAAUAUGAAGCUUCUCAAACCAUCAAGUACUUUCAGUAGAAGGAACAGCUUCAAAACUUCCACUAGAGACAUUAAAUUUUUCUCAAAGGUAGUGCUCCCAUUGAUGGAAAAAUAUUUUAGCACUCACAGAAAUUACUUCAUUGCUGUGGCAACUGCAACCAACAAUGUAGGGGCCGCAUCUUUGAAGGAGAAAGAAAUGGUGGCCAGUUUGUUUUGCAAACUCGCCAACCUACUGCGUUCUCGUCUGGCAGCAUUUGGAGCCGAUGUGCGUAUUACUGUCAGAUGUUUACAAGUAUUAGUAAAGGGAAUUGAUGCCAAAUCGCUGGUGAAGAACUGUCCCGAAUUUAUUCGAACCUCAAUGUUGACAUUCUUCAACAACACGGCAGAAGAUUUGGGACAUACUAUACAGAAUCUGCAUGAUGGCCGUUACAGCCAUUUGCGGGGCGCCCACUUGAAAACGUCUACAUCCCUUUUCUAUAUAAAUGGCGUCAUUUUGCCAGUUCUGACUUCUAUGUUUGACCAUCUAGCAGCCUGUGAAUAUGGAAGUGACCUAUUACUGGAUGAGAUACAGGUUGCUUCUUAUAAGAUGCUCGGCAGUUUGUUUACCCUGGGUACUGAUGGAUCUUUGACAGGAGACAGGAAAUAUUUGAAGACCGAAUUUGAGAGGCAUCGUCCUGCUCUCGGAAGCUGCCUAGGAGCUUUUUCUUCAACAUUCCCAGUGGCUUUUUUGGAGCCUCAUCUCAACAAACACAACCAGUUCUCCCUUCUCAACCGCAUUGCAGACCAUUCCCUGGAGGCACAAGAUGUGAUGGCAAAAAUGGAGGCCAGCAUGCCAACUCUAGAAGCUAUUCUCACAGAGGUGGACCAGUUUACUGAAUCAGAGAAGACUUAUGCAGAUGCUCCUCAUAUCAUUGAUGUCAUUCUACCUUUACUGUGUUCAUAUCUUCCCUUCUGGUGGUCACAAGGACCAGACAAUGUCAGUCCAACAGGAGGAACUCAUGUGUCCAUGGUGACAAGUGAACAUAUGAACCAGUUACUGAAGAAUGUUCUCAAUCUUAUCAAGAAGAACAUUGGUAAUGAAAAUGCUCCUUGGAUGACAAGAAUUGCAGCAUACACACAGCAAAUUAUCAUCAAUUCAUCUGAAGAGCUGUUGAAAGAACCAUUCCUACCAUUGGCUGAACGUGUUAAGAAACGAACAGACAAUAUGUUCCACAAAGAGGAGUCUCUGAGAGGAUUCAUCAAGUCAUCCUCUGAUGACACUUCUCAGAUUGAGUCACAAAUUCAAGAAGAUUGGCACCUGCUAGUGAGAGACAUCUAUGCUUUCUAUCCACUUCUUAUUAAGUAUGUUGAUCAGCAACGCAACCACUGGCUGAAGAACAAUGUGGUGGAAGCUGAAGACCUAUACAACCAUGUUGCAUACAUCUUUAACAUUUGGUCUAAGUCACAGUACUUCAUGCGUGAGGAACAGAAUUUUAUAUCUGCCAAUGAGAUAGAUAACAUGGUGCUGAUCAUGCCUACGGCAACUCGUAGAUCAGCCGUUGUGUCUGAAGGUGGACCAGUUGCUGGAGGUAGCAAGAAAAAGAAGAAACAUCGAGAUAAGAAGCGUGACAAAGAUAAGGAGCUGCAGGCUAGUCUGAUGGUUGCCUGCCUCAAAAGACUGUUACCAGUUGGUCUCAACCUGUUUGCUGGCAGAGAACAGGAAUUGGUUCAGCACUGCAAGGAUCGUUUCCUCAGGAAACUGCCAGAGACUGACAUAAUGGAAUUUGCCAAGAUACAGCUCACUCUCCCUGAUAAGAUUGAUCCAGCAGAUGAAAUGUCAUGGCAACAUUAUCUUUACUCCAAGCUUGGACAGAAGAAGACUGAUGAGGAAGGCAAACCCAUGAAAAUUGAAGAUGUUGUUGAGAGGAUUGUUGCGAUGUCAAAAGUACUUUAUGGGCUGCACAUGAUUGACCACCCCCAGCAACAAAGUAAGGGCAGCUAUCGUUCAGUUGUUUCCACGCAGAGGAAGCGUGCUGUCAUUGCCUGCUUUCGACAAACAUCACUGCAUUCUCUGCCAAGGCAUCGAGCGAUCAACAUUUUCAUUCGAACAUAUCAUGAACUGUGGUUGCAAGAUGAAAAUGUGGGUCAGGAAGUCAUGAUUGAGGAUCUCACACAAUCGUUUGAAGACUCAGAGUUGAAGAAAAGUGAUGCAGUACAGGAAGAAGGGAAACCAGAUCCCCUGAACCAACUGGUUACCACGUUCUGCCGAGGGGCAAUGACGGAGCGCAGCGGAGCUUUGCAAGAGGACCCACUGUAUAUGUCGUAUGCUGAAAUCUCUGCUAAGUCCUGUGGUGAGGAGGAAGAGGAAGGAGAAGAAGAAGGUGGUGAUGAGGAAGGAGGUGCUUCUAUCCACGAACAAGAAAUGGAGAAGCAGAAGUUACUGUUCCACCAGGCAAGAUUAGCAAAUAGGGGUGUAGCAGAGAUGGUACUCCUCCACAUCUCAGCUUGCAAAGGUGUUCCUAGUGACAUGGUUAUGAAGACAUUGCAACUGGGCAUUGCAGUUCUUCGAGGAGGCAAUGUUGACAUUCAAAUGGGAAUGCUGAAUCACCUCAAAGAAAAGAAAGAUGUUGGCUUCUUCACUUCCAUUGCUGGUCUCAUGAAUUCUUGCAGUGUGCUCGAUCUGGACGCCUUUGAGCGCAAUACCAAGGCAGAGGGAUUGGGUGUGGGUUCGGAAGGAGCGGCUGGAGAGAAGAACAUGCACGAUGCCGAAUUUACCUGUGCUCUUUUCAGGUUCAUUCAACUGACCUGUGAAGGUCAUAAUCUUGAGUGGCAGAAUUACCUAAGAACACAGGCUGGAAACACGACUACAGUUAAUGUUGUUAUCUGCACAGUUGAUUACUUGCUGAGACUUCAGGAAUCUAUCAUGGACUUCUAUUGGCAUUAUUCUAGUAAGGAGAUUAUUGAUCCAGCUGGUAAAGCCAAUUUCUUCAAAGCUAUUGGUGUAGCAAGUCAAGUAUUUAACACACUUACUGAAGUAAUCCAGGGUCCUUGUACUCAGAAUCAACAAGCAUUAGCCCACUCAAGGUUGUGGGAUGCUGUUGGAGGUUUCUUGUUUCUGUUCUCUCACAUGCAGGACAAACUAUCGAAACAUUCAAGUCAGGUUGACUUGCUGAAAGAACUUCUCAAUCUUCAGAAGGACAUGAUCACUAUGAUGCUGUCCAUGCUUGAAGGCAAUGUUGUGAAUGGCACCAUUGGAAAGCAGAUGGUGGACACGUUAGUGGAGUCAGCAUCUAAUGUCGAGUUGAUCCUGAAAUACUUUGACAUGUUCUUGAAGUUGAAAGAUCUGACGUCAUCAACUAGCUUCCAGGAAAUUGACAUUAACCAUGAUGGAUGGGUUCUGCCAAAGGAUUUCAGAGAAAAAAUGGAACAACAAAAGAGCUAUACUCCUGAAGAGAUCAACUUCUUGUUGAUGUGUUGUGACACAAACCAUGAUGGGAAGAUAGAUUAUGUGGAAUUUACAGAUAGGUUCCAUGAUCCUGCCAAGGAAAUUGGCUUCAACCUUGCUGUACUACUAACUAAUUUGUCUGAGCAUAUGCCUAAUGAGCCAAGGUUGGCCAGAUUCUUAGAAACUGCUGGCAGUGUCCUCAACUAUUUUGAACCAUUCUUAGGACGUAUUGAAAUUCUUGGUGGUGGCAAGAGGAUAGAAAGGGUGUACUUUGAAAUCAAGGAAUCCAACAUUGAACAAUGGGAAAAGCCACAAAUUAAGGAAUCAAAGCGAGCAUUCUUCUACUCCAUUGUUACUGAGGGAGGUGACAAAGAAAAGUUGGAGGCAUUUGUCAAUUUCUGUGAAGAUGCCAUUUUUGAAAUGACGCACGCCAGUGGAUUGAUGGCCGUGGUGGAAAGCUCUGGAGGAGGAAAGGCAAGGGAAGCUUCAUACAGUUACAUGACUGAAGAGGAUGAAGAACGAGCCGCUAGGGAUCCCAUCCAACGAGGCAUCCAAGCUACGAAGGAUGCUCUGUACUUUUGUAUAACAAUGUUGUCUCCAUCACAUAUAAAAGCAAAGAUCACUGAGCUGCAGCAGAUGACAAUACCAGAAAUCUUCAUUGCCUUCUUCAAGAUGAUCUUCUAUGCUUUCUACUAUUCUGGAUUUGGUAUCUCAAUUGUCAUACGGUACUUUGUGGGAGUUCUGAUGUCACUGAUGCGAGGUCCACAAGUAGAAGAACCAGUGGAAGAAGUGAAAAUGGAGGGAAAAAUAGGUCCAUUACGAGUGUUACCAGCGUUACCAGCAACACCUGAUGAAGCUUCUUCACCAACACAGUUACAGGCAUUUGGACUUGAUAUAACCAAGGAGGACAAUGGGCAGUUUCACAUGGCUCCCCAUGAAAGUGCUCCACCAUCACCACAGUCAAGUUUGGAAGAAGGUGGGGAGUCUACCCCAGAAGAAGGGGGAGAGGAGCAUCUGAAGCCUGAGGGAUCUGAAGGAGAACCACCGAUGUCCUUGGUCGACCUACUCGGGGGUGACGCGGCUCGUAAAGCUGCAGCCGCAACAGCUGAAGCAGCAGCUCAGCAGCAGGCGGUAAUGGCAGCAGUGGAGGCAGAAACAAAGCAAGAAGUCGUCGUGGAACCAUCUGCUGUGUCUCAGAUUAACUUCAAUGAGUACACAGCAAGGGCUGUUAGUUUUCUGGCUCGGAAUUUCUACAACCUGAAGUACGUGGCUUUAGUACUGGCUUUCUGCAUCAACUUCAUUCUUCUGUUCUAUAAGGUAACAACUCUUGGUGAGGAUGGUGAUGGCGAUGACAAUGGCAAUGGCUCUGGUGGAGAAGAAUUAGCUGAUCUGAUGGAAGAAUUGUCCGCUGAAGUUAAUUCAACAGAAAUUCUGAGUGGAGAGGAAGGUGGAGGAGAUGAUGAUGUGGAAGAUCCUAUAGAACUUGUUCAUGUUGAUGAAGAUUUCUUCUACAUGGCCCAUGUUAUGAGGUUGAUGGCAGCGUUACAUACUCUCGUGUCUUUGGCCAUGCUUAUUGCUUACUAUCAUCUCAAGGUGCCACUGGCUAUAUUUAAGCGGGAGAAGGAGAUAGCAAGGCGACUGGAAUUUGAUGGUUUAUACAUAGCAGAACAACCAGAGGAUGAUGAUAUCAAGUCACACUGGGAUAAGCUAGUCAUAUCAGCAAAGUCAUUCCCUGUCAACUACUGGGAUAAAUUUGUGAAGAAGAAGGUACGCCAAAAGUACAGCGAGACUUACGAUUUUGACUCAAUCAGUAACAUGCUGGGAAUGGAGAAAACAUCUUUCAGUGCUCAAGAGGAAGAGACAGGAAGUGGCUUUUUGCAUUUUAUCAUAAAUAUUGACUGGAGGUAUCAAGUAUGGAAGUCGGGUGUCACAAUCACAGACAAUGCUUUCCUGUACAGUUUAUGGUAUUUCAUAUUCUCCAUCCUUGGAAACUUCAAUAAUUUCUUCUUUGCAGCUCAUUUACUUGAUGUUGCUGUAGGUUUCAAGACGCUACGCACUAUUUUACAGUCAGUAACCCACAAUGGGAAACAGCUUGUCCUGACUGUGAUGCUGCUGACAAUUAUUGUGUAUAUAUACACUGUUAUUGCCUUCAACUUCUUCAGAAAAUUUUAUGUUCAAGAGGAAGAUGAGGAGGUGGAUAAGAAAUGUCAUGAUAUGUUAACUUGCUUUGUGUUCCAUUUAUACAAAGGAGUGCGUGCGGGUGGAGGUAUCGGUGAUGAAAUUGGAUCCCCAGAUGGUGAUGACUAUGAAGUAUAUCGUAUUCUCUUUGACAUCACCUUCUUCUUCUUUGUCAUUGUCAUUUUGCUUGCCAUCAUCCAGGGUUUGAUCAUCGAUGCUUUUGGUGAGCUGAGAGAUCAGCUGGAUAGUGUGAAAGAAAACAUGGAAUCCAACUGUUUCAUCUGCGGCAUUGGUAAAGAAUACUUUGAUACAGUUCCACAUGGUUUUGACACACAUGUUGCAAAGGAGCACAAUCUAGCCAAUUAUAUGUUCUUCCUCAUGCAUCUCAUCAACAAACCAGAUACAGAAUACACAGGUCAAGAGACAUAUGUAUGGAAUAUGUAUCAACAGAGGUGUUGGGACUUCUUCCCAGUUGGUGACUGCUUCAGGAAGCAGUAUGAUGAAUUAGGAGGUGGUGGCGGCUAA